AAUUGAAACAGUCCAAGGAUCCCACUGUGUUUAGAGAACUUAACCAGUAUGUUAAGUUCAGCACGAAGCUUGCGGUAGCGAGAGCGUCAGUGCAAUUUUUUGACGAGUGCAUUUUACGUUGUGAAUACCCUAAGCACUUUUGGAAAAUUCUCAGACGUAAUGGAAUUAAUCCAACUAAUACAGCUUUGAAACGCCACACGUUGAAUGAACGUGAUACGAUUGUGUCUCGGAUUAACGAACUCGAGCUUAAACGUUGCGUUUUCUCUGUCGCGCUAGAGAAUCUAGCUGCUGAGGAAUACCAGACGUUCGAAUCAUACGUUCAGAGAAUUGUGGCACGACAAGUGGAAGUACGACUAUCCUCACUGCAGAAACAACUCAAUGUGGGUAAGCCACAGAAGUUAUUUCCUCCUGACCCUAAGAGAUACGUUCACAAUUUCUCCUCAGUACCAUUAGACAAGGUUUUACUUGAAGCUCUUUCACUCGGCCCGAAAUUCUGUUGUCCACGAAACUAUGUUAAACAGCUAGAUUUAGAGGUCCAAUUUGAGAAUCUCUAUUCCCAAGUAGCUACACUUUCGCCGUCCUCAGCCUUAGCAGCCGAGCAGUAUAAAUCAACGCUGGUUAACGCAUGUUACGAGUACCUAACUUAUAAACCAUGUACCAAGCAUCUAUUGAAGCAGGAACAUCUAGACGCCCUUAAAGAACUCAAGCGAAACGAUAAGAUACUGUUGUCUAGGCCGGAUAAAGGAGCCGGGAUUGUUCUGAUGGACAGAUCGGACUACAUCAGUAAGAUGUAUGCCAUUCUUUCUGACGGGACAAAAUUUCGUAGAGUGGAUAAUGAGAAUGACAAGACACAGGCAAUCGAGAGAUCCAUAACGAAACUCCUGCGUUGCUUAAAGCAGGAGAAUGUAAUCGACUCAGAUAUAUUUGAAUACACCAGACCGAGUGGGACAGUGAUUCCAAGAUUGUAUGGCCUGCCCAAAGUACACAAGGAAGGGCUACCACUAAGGCCGAUACUGGAUAUGUGUAACUCACCGUACCAUUCAACUGCCAAGUGGCUCGUCAAACGGUUGGAACCAGUCAGGAAAGCCAUAGCUAGAUACAGUCUCAAAGAUACCUUCGAUUUUCUUGACUCAGUGAGACAAAUUGAGCUAGCUGGGCGACAGAUGUUCUCCUUAGAUGUGGUGUCUCUUUUUACCAAUGUUCCCUUGGAGGAGACCGUAGAUUAUCUGUGCGAGUUCAUCCUGCUGCGCAACAUCAAUGUUGGUAUCCCACUAGACCGGCUGAGACAACUGCUACUCAUGUGCACACGAAACAUUCAGUUUCAGUUUAAUGGAACGCUAUAUCGACAAAUAGACGGGGUGGCAAUGGGUUCACCAUUAGGACCGUUGCUCGCGGACGUCUUCAUGAGCAAAUUGGAGUGCAACCAGCUGAACGAAUCCAUCAACAGCUUGGUUUAUUACGGUCGAUACGUAGACGACAUAUUUUGUAUCGCGAAUAAUGGAAUGUGCGUCGAUGACCUAUUGGCCCAGUUUAACACUGCACAUAGCAAUAUAACUUUCACUAUCGAGCUAGAACGUAAUGACACGUUGGCAUUUUUAGAUGUCCAAAUCAAAAGGGCAUCAGAUGGGUCAAUGCGAAGGAGGGUGCACAGAAAAGCAACCUGGAAUGGGCAGUACAUCCAUUUCGCUAGCUUUGUUCCGAUAAGUCAAAAAAGGAACCUCGUCCGUUGCCUAACGGAGAGAGCGAGGAGAAUAUGUACAGAUGAUACGCUUUCAGAUGAGCUGAGUUUUAUACGAAACGUACUCGAGCGCAAUGGGUACCCUGAGAAAUUCAUCCAGAGGCACAUGGAACCACGAGUACAAAAGCCCAAACCCGUUUCAGUGGAGAAGCGGAUGGUAUACUUAUCGUUGCCAUUUAAGGGUGACGCGAUAGCGGAACGGACCACCCGAAGACUUUCCUUAGCAACAGAAAGAACGUAUUUUGCCGCUAAUCUCCGCGUAAGCUUCACUUCAACACCGCUCGUGUGCCAACAACUUAAAGACAGGAUACCUCGGUCGCAGACCUCCUUUUGUGUGUACAAUUUCUCUUGCUCGUGUCGAGCAAGGUAUAUCGGGAAAACGACCAGGCGACUGUCCGUUAGGGCUCGAGAGCAUUGCCCAGCUUGGCUCUACAGCGGCGUGAGGAAGAAUAUAACGAGUGCAGUGUUGUCGCACCUAGUUGACUCCGACCAUCAAAUCGAUUCGCGUGACGCAUUCACACCGAUUUACUGUGUCCCUGGACGUUUCACACGGGCAGUCAGAUGUCGCCUGCUGUCGACAGCAGAGGCGAUCGCAAUUCGGCUCCAUAACCCGGACCUAUGUGCACAGAAAAAGCUCGUCCACACUUUAGCCUUGCCUUGGCCUGAGAUCAACGCGACUAACAAUGGCAGUCACGCCAAUUCACUUGACCAAUCAGACCAAACACGUAGACUUAUCGAUUAGUUACUCUGUUUCAGUGACUCAAUUUAAACCAUCGUGUCUAUUCUAACUUGCUUUAUUGUGGUUGUAUUAGCCUGAUGAUGAAGCCAUGAAAACAAGCUUGUUCGCUACUUUCUGUUUCUGAUGUCAUCCCCGGGAAUUAUUUCUCAAUUGAAACAGUCCAAGGAUCCCACUGUGUUUAGAGAACUUAACCAGUAUGUUAAGUUCAGCACGAAGCUUGCGGUAGCGAGAGCGUCAGUGCAAUUUUUUGACGAGUGCAUUUUACGUUGUGAAUACCCUAAGCACUUUUGGAAAAUUCUCAGACGUAAUGGAAUUAAUCCAACUAAUACAGCUUUGAAACGCCACACGUUGAAUGAACGUGAUACGAUUGUGUCUCGGAUUAACGAACUCGAGCUUAAACGUUGCGUUUUCUCUGUCGCGCUAGAGAAUCUAGCUGCUGAGGAAUACCAGACGUUCGAAUCAUACGUUCAGAGAAUUGUGGCACGACAAGUGGAAGUACGACUAUCCUCACUGCAGAAACAACUCAAUGUGGGUAAGCCACAGAACUUAUUUCCUCCUGACCCUGAGAGAUACGUUCACAAUUUCUCCUCAGUACCAUUAGACAAGGUUUUACUUGAAGCUCUUUCACUCGGCCCGAAAUUCUGUUGUCCACGAAACUAUGUUAAACAGCUAGAUUUAGAGGUCCAAUUUGAGAAUCUCUAUUCCCAAGUAGCUACACUUUCGCCGUCCUCAGCCUUAGCAGCCGAGCAGUAUAAAUCAACGCUGGUUAACGCAUGUUACGAGUACCUAACUUAUAAACCGUGUACCAAGCAUCUAUUGAAGCAGGAACAUCUAGACGCCCUUAAAGAACUCAAGCGAAACGAUAAGAUACUGUUGUCUAGGCCGGAUAAAGGAGCCGGGAUUGUUCUGAUGGACAGAUCGGACUACAUCAGUAAGAUGUAUGCCAUUCUUUCUGACGGGACAAAAUUUCGUAGAGUGGAUAAUGAGAAUGACAAGACACAGGCAAUCGAGAGAUCCAUAACGAAACUCCUGCGUUGCUUAAAGCAGGAGAAUGUAAUCGACUCAGAUAUAUUUGAAUACACCAGACCGAGUGGGACAGUAAUUCCAAGAUUGUAUGGCCUGCCCAAAGUACACAAGGAAGGGCUACCACUAAGGCCGAUACUGGAUAUGUGUAACUCACCGUACCAUUCAACUGCCAAGUGGCUCGUCAAACGGUUGGAACCAGUCAGGAAAGCCAUAGCUAGAUACAGUCUCAAAGAUACCUUCGAUUUUCUUGACUCAGUGAGACAAAUUGAGCUAGCUGGGCGACAGAUGUUCUCCUUAGAUGUGGUGUCUCUUUUUACCAAUGUUCCCUUGGAGGAGACCGUAGAUUAUCUGUGCGAGUUCAUCCUGCUGCGCAACAUCAAUGUUGGUAUCCCACUAGACCGGCUGAGACAACUGCUACUCAUGUGCACACGAAACAUUCAGUUUCAGUUUAAUGGAACGCUAUAUCGACAAAUAGACGGGGUGGCAAUGGGUUCACCAUUAGGACCGUUGCUCGCGGACGUCUUCAUGAGCAAAUUGGAGUGCAACCAGCUGAACGAAUCCAUCAACAGCUUGGUUUAUUACGGUCGAUACGUAGACGACAUAUUUUGUAUCGCGAAUAAUGGAAUGUGCGUCGAUGACCUAUUGGCCCAGUUUAACACUGCACAUAGCAAUAUAACUUUCACUAUCGAGCUAGAACGUAACGACACGUUGGCAUUUUUAGAUGUCCAAAUCAAAAGGGCAUCAGAUGGGUCAAUGCGAAGGAGGGUGCACAGAAAAGCAACCUGGAAUGGGCAGUACAUCCAUUUCGCUAGCUUUGUUCCGAUAAGUCAAAAAAGGAACCUCGUCCGUUGCCUAACGGAGAGAGCGAGGAGAAUAUGUACAGAUGAUACGCUUUCAGAUGAGCUGAGUUUUAUACGAAACGUACUCGAGCGCAAUGGGUACCCUGAGAAAUUCAUCCAGAGGCACAUGGAACCACGAGUACAAAAGCCCAAACCCGUUUCAGUGGAGAAGCGGAUGGUAUACUUAUCGUUGCCAUUUAAGGGUGACGCGAUAGCGGAACGGACCACCCGAAGACUUUCCUUAGCAACAGAAAGAACGUAUUUUGCCGCUAAUCUCCGCGUAAGCUUCACUUCAACACCGCUCGUGUGCCAACAACUUAAAGACAGGAUACCUCGGUCGCAGACCUCCUUUUGUGUGUACAAUUUCUCUUGCUCGUGUCGAGCAAGAUAUAUCGGGAAAACGACCAGGCGACUGUCCGUUAGGGCUCGAGAGCAUUGCCCAGCUUGGCUCUACAGCGGCGUGAGGAAGAAUAUAACGAGUGCAGUGUUGUCGCACCUAGUUGACUCCGACCAUCAAAUCGAUUCGCGUGACGCAUUCACACCGAUUUACUGUGUCCCUGGACGUUUCACACGGGCAGUCAGAUGUCGCCUGCUGUCGACAGCAGAGGCGAUCGCAAUUCGGCUCCAUAACCCGGACCUAUGUGCACAGAAAAAGCUCGUCCACACUUUAGCCUUGCCUUGGCCUGAGAUCAACGCGACUAACAAUGGCAGUCACGCCAAUUCACUUGACCAAUCAGACCAAACACGUAGACUUAUCGAUUAGUUACUCUGUUUCAGUGACUCAAUUUAAACCAUCGUGUCU
This is a messenger RNA of Dicrocoelium dendriticum, 5144 nucleotides long. NCBI's taxonomy places the organism in Eukaryota, Metazoa, Platyhelminthes, Trematoda, Plagiorchiida, Dicrocoeliidae. The record is from the annotation of a GenBank genome assembly.